Camellia sinensis is the source of this 1364-nucleotide messenger RNA. RefSeq lists its product as uncharacterized. Gene Ontology annotation, biological process: RNA processing. Lineage: Eukaryota; Viridiplantae; Streptophyta; Magnoliopsida; Ericales; Theaceae. The record is from RefSeq and is a predicted model, not a curated record.
CCGAAUAUGAAUCGGGCUCUCUCUCUCUCUCUCUCUCUCUCUCACAUCACCAAAUUCUGAUUUCGCAGCUUGUUCUCUUUCUCGCGGCGGCGACGGACUUCUUCUCCGGCUCCGGCGACGACACAAGACUAAUUUUCUGUAAACUUUUGAUUUCAGACUUAACGUUCGUAUUUUCAGUCUCAAGUGCAGAGCAAACGUCAACCAAAGUGGUUCACUUAUCGUAGUUCAUGUAAGUUCAUGCCUUCUAGGUGUUCGACAAAAAUUCCAAGAGAAGCACCCCAAAAACAAAGAGCAAGAACAUGGGCAAGAAGGGAGCAAACAAGAAAGCACCCAAUCUUACUUCUGGAUCUCAGGCUUCAAUCACACUUAGAGAAGAAUCUAGCGGGAAGAAACAACCCAACAUCAAUGGGAAGUCCAUGUUGAAGUUAAAGCAUCUACAGAACCUCGCGGUGUGGGCCAAUGGUGAAGCCUCUAUACCUUCUCUAGGUGCCUUUUUCGGGCACCAAUUGGCUGCUCUUGGCGAGUCCCUGGGGUCAUCAUCUAAUCCAUCACUGUUUCCUUGUCAGAGAUGUGAAUCUAUUCUUCAGCCUGGUUACAACUGCACUGUUAGAAUUGAGAAGAAUACAGCAAAGGCAAGGUGUAGGCAUAAAAGUUCAAAUGUUUCCACUCAGAACAGUGUUGUUUACAAAUGCCUCUUCUGCUCACAUAGAAACCUGAAGAGAGGGACUCCUCGAGGUCAUACGAAAGAGAUAUGUCCUUCUAAGGCCAAACCUUCCUUCAAAUUGGAACCUUCACACUCCAUGGUUAUCAAGUCUAUCAAAUUAGAGGAAGGUGCAACGGGCAAUAAAGAGGUGAAAAAGGUGGACGAGAUUGCUUCUCCAGCAAUAACCACCGAUGAUCCUGUCAUAGACAGCCCAGCUCCAGCAACGCCAUAUGUCAGAACUGGGCCAACUUUGUUGGAGGCCAAGAGAAGAAAGAGGAAUAGGUCAGGGGCUAAGAAAGCAGCUGAAUCUGAAAGCAAUUCCGCUACGACUGUUGCAGAAAAUUCUGUCAGUGCGGCAAACAAGCGGAAGAGAAAAUCUUGGACCAGUCUGAAGGAAAUUGCUGAGAGCAGUGAGCUUGGUAAUAGCCAAAACCUCUCAAACUUGACAAUCCCAUUUUUCAUAUAAAGAGGGUUAAUCAUUUUAUUAUGUGGAUUGCUAUUAGUUUACUACGAUUUUGAAGAAACUGCAAAAGUUGGUACCUUUGGGCAUUUUCCAUUUUGUAAUUUAUAGAAUGUUGAAAGAGAAUUCUGAUAUUGAGGUAUGGAAGUCUCUGCAUUAUAAUAGAAGCAUUGCUUUAUAACAUUUUUCAUUCUUUUAAUA